Rotaria socialis is the source of this 1629-nucleotide messenger RNA. NCBI's taxonomy places the organism in Eukaryota, Metazoa, Rotifera, Eurotatoria, Philodinida, Philodinidae. The record is from the annotation of a GenBank genome assembly.
AUGUCUGCACACCUGGAUAUCAAACAGUUAGAAGCAUUAAGUCCAUUUGAAUUUAGAGAUCGAUUAAUAGAAGUAGCAAAAGCAAGUUCAAGUGAAUCUGGAUCAGGAAAUGUGGCUAUAUUGAAUGCAGGCAGAGGUAAUCCAAACUUUUUCGCAACAGCUCCAAGAGAUAGUUUUUUUCAACUUGGUCUUUUCGCUAUGAACGAGUCCAAACUAUCAUCAAUGGAUCCAGAAAAGCGUGUGGGAGGUUUCCCGAAACGUGAAGGCAUUGAAAAUCGUUUCAACUUGUUUUGUACUGAGAACAGUAAUGUUAAUGGUGUUGCAUUUUUACGUGAUGCUGUCUCGUUUGUACGUGACAAUUUGGAACUCGAUGUUUCUCAAUUUCUCUACGAAAUGUGUGAAGCUAUACUUGCUUGCAACUAUCCAGUACCUGACCGAAUGCUCGUACUCUCCGAACAAAUCGUUCGUCAAUACAUACGUCGGGAGAUGUUUGGGAAACAUCCACUCAGUGGUGAAUUCGAUCUCUUUGCUGUGGAAGGUGGUACGGCUGCAAUGACCUAUAUUUUCAAUUCCUUGCGUAUCAAUGGACUACUCUCGCAAGGUGAUACAAUUGCUCUUGGCUUACCUAUUUUCUCGCCAUACAUGGAAAUCCCGCACUUGUCAGAGUAUGGUCUGAAUAUUAUUAAUAUUUAUGCUGACAAAGAUCAAAAUUGGCAAUUUCCGAAAGAUGAACUUGACAAUUUACGUGACAAUAAGGUUAAAGCGUUCUUUCUUGUCAAUCCUACCAAUCCAACGUCAGUUAAACUCAAUGAUAAGAGUGUUGCUUAUAUCGCAUCAAUUGUGAAUGAUCGACCCGAUCUGAUUAUUCUAACGGAUGAUGUUUAUGGUACCUUUGCUGACAACUUCGUUUCUCUGUUUGCCGAAUGUCCGAAAAAUACGAUUCUCGUUUAUUCAUUCUCGAAGUACUUCGGUGCAACCGGCUGGCGACUUGGUGUCAUUGGUAUUCAUCAUAACAACAUUAUCGAUGAAAAAAUAGCAGAAUUAGAUAAUGGGGAAAAAACAGCUUUACACAAGCGUUAUGAAUCGAUUACACCUAGACCUGACUCGCUCAAGUUCAUCGAUCGACUGGUAGCCGACAGCCGUUCAGUAGCAUUGAAUCACACAGCUGGAUUAUCGACACCACAGCAAGUACAGAUGGUACUCUUCUCUCUUUUUGGUCUUAUGGAUACUUCUGAUUCAUACAAAAACUGUGUGAAAAAAAUUGUUCGCGAUCGAAAACUUGCUUUAUGUGCGGCUAUUAGCCACAAUUUCGAACAUGAACAGGACAAUGUCGAUGCUGUUCACUACUAUCUUAUAGUCGAUUUUGAAAAACUUGCUGAACAUAUGCACGAUUCAUCCUUUGCGAGCUGGUUACGUUCUCGCUUUUCUAUAAGCGAAAUCUUGCUCAAACUUGCUGAAGAUGCUUGUGUCAUUCUACUACCAGGACAGGGCUUUGGUGCAUCGCGUUUAUCAGGUCGUGUAUCUCUUGCAAACUUAAGCGAAGCAGAGUACACAUCAAUAGGCAAAGCUCUGAAGGAUCUCGUCCAAUCUUAUUUUGACCAGUAUAAAAGAGAAACUCCACAAAAGUAA